GCGGGGAGGGAGGUUACGUAUACGAGGCUGCGAACCCGUCAAUCGAGCUAAACUCCGCCUUCCAGGGAAUCGGAUCCAUGAUUGGCUCAUGCUCUGGCCAUUCAUCCCGUCCGCUCCGACCUCACCCUUUCCACGCCUUCCACCCGGGAGAUUUAAAUCUCCCCUUCUUUCCCCUACUCCUAAUCUCGCACUGCCUUUUCUUUAUCACUACGCCACCUCACCUGACUAAUUUCUUUUGAAUGAUACCUGGGAAAUAUCAGAACACAUAUCUCCCAAAAGAAGAUGCUUGAGUUUGGGAAUUCUUCCUCUGGAGUGAAGAUGGUGAGUGUGGGGGUUGGCACAGAACCCAGCCAUGGAAGGUUUAGGCAAGAGGUAGAAACAAAUGAGAUUGUUCUUCGAAGGAGGCAGAAGCAGAUAGACUAUGGAAAAAGAACAACUGGUUAUCAAUGCUUCUUGCUUCAAGUCCCUAAGGCAGCACGGCAGCCAGGACUUCACCCUCAAACACCUGACAAAUAUCGAAGGUACAGUCGACGUUCCUGGGAUGCCCAGAUCAGGCAAUGGCGACGAGCUCUACAUGCUUGGGACCCUCCUAAUCAGCCUUUGUUGUAUAAUGACAAUCAUGGAGUGGAGAAUUGUCCAGCUACCAUGGAUUCAGGCUCUUUGGAUGGCUUCUUGGAAGUGGCUCAAUGUUCUGACUCCCUUGUGGAAUCUAGAUCAAGUCCAAAUGAGAGCACAGCUGGAAGCUACCUGUCAGUGGCUGUACUGCUUGGGGGUCGAAACUACCUACCACUUUCAUGUGCUUCUUUCAUCUAG
Messenger RNA from Sarcophilus harrisii (Tasmanian devil), 813 nucleotides. Its product is annotated as oocyte-specific histone RNA stem-loop-binding protein 2-like. Gene Ontology annotation, molecular function: histone pre-mRNA stem-loop binding; mRNA binding. NCBI's taxonomy places the organism in Eukaryota, Metazoa, Chordata, Mammalia, Dasyuromorphia, Dasyuridae. Gene Ontology annotation, cellular component: histone pre-mRNA 3'end processing complex; cytoplasm. Gene Ontology annotation, biological process: mRNA transport; mRNA 3'-end processing by stem-loop binding and cleavage. The record is from RefSeq and is a predicted model, not a curated record.